UAGGCUGAUUUCGCACCGGGCCCGUCUGAGCCAGUCACGUCCAGUCGCGUCGGACUCACGUUGACUCAUCUGACUGGCUUCACAUAGCAACACAAGGAAAUGUCCUAAUCUCUUUCACACUGCACGCGUCUUGCCCAGUCCAGUCAUGACUGGCCAGGACUCAUCCGGUUGAAUUUCUUGCCAGUCUUCGUGCGUCUCGCUCAUAAGUCACACGCGCUUUAAUCGGUUUCAUGUGUAACAUAUUGUUGUAAUAUGGAUGUCGAGAAACUGAUAAUUCUAGUGAGAAGUAGACGUGAAAUAUAUGACACAAAGGACCCAAACCAUCGAAAUAAAGACUACAUUGCUAGUGUUUGGAGAAGCAUAGCAGAAGAAUUACAAACAACUGAUAAGGAGGCCAGAUUUAAAUGGCAGAAUUUGAGAAGUAAUUAUAUGCGAGAAAGAAGGAAGCUGAGUACAAUACCAUCUGGUUCCGCCGCAGAUAGUUCAAAAAUAACUUGGCCCUUCUUCACCUUGCUCUCAUUUUUGGAUGUUAGUCUCAGCCACAAGAAAACAACGGGAAACGUUCCCAACACAGAAAGCGGAAGUAUGGAAGAAGAGUCGCAGCAAAAUACUGAAGAAGAAAGUCAUGAGGCUGGAGAAGAAGAGAGCCAGAAUGUUUCUAAAAUUAAUGCUACUGAAAAUUUUGAGUCACAAAAUACGAAAGAUACUUCCUCAGAGAAUAGAAAACGGAAGAAACCUGGAGCAUCUGGACAAGAUUACAUCGAUAAGAUGUACCUGAACAUGCUGGAGAAGGUGACCACUAGACGUCAAGAUGAUGAUGAUCCAGAUUUCAUGUUUCUAAAGAGUCUACUUCCUAGUAUUAAGAAACUGGGGCCCCUUGAAAAUCUAGAGUUCAGAGGGGAGGUAAUACAAUUAUUGAGACAUAAAUUAACAUCUGCGUCCCCUGUUCAGUUUCCCUCCAAUCCAUCUUCUGUUCAGUCAAGAUAUGAUCAAUAUUCUCGGUCAUCAUCAUCACCUGGGGCCUAUUCUGAGUUCUCCAUCCAGACAGAUCAGCAGGUAGUUAAUCAGCCAUUGUCUCAAACAUGUGAAUUUCAAAAUUAUCAGCUUUGAGCCAUGCCUUUAUACUUCUUUUCUCAAUAAAGAGUAACAAAUAAGCAA
This is a messenger RNA of Cryptotermes secundus, 1158 nucleotides long. RefSeq lists its product as uncharacterized. The record is from RefSeq and is a predicted model, not a curated record. Gene Ontology annotation, molecular function: DNA binding. NCBI's taxonomy places the organism in Eukaryota, Metazoa, Arthropoda, Insecta, Blattodea, Kalotermitidae. Gene Ontology annotation, cellular component: transcription regulator complex; nucleus. Gene Ontology annotation, biological process: regulation of transcription by RNA polymerase II. The transcript is spliced from 2 exons. The coding region runs from base 253 to 1110 and encodes 285 amino acids.